Messenger RNA from Microthlaspi erraticum, 726 nucleotides. The record is from the annotation of a GenBank genome assembly. NCBI's taxonomy places the organism in Eukaryota, Viridiplantae, Streptophyta, Magnoliopsida, Brassicales, Brassicaceae.
AUGUCAACUGAAAUUGAUGCUUUUGCUCUUAAUCACACUUUUGAUUUGGUUCUUUGUCAAGCUCACUUUAAUGUCGUUGGUUGUAGAUGGAUCUACACUAACAAGUUUCUUUCUUCUGGUGAACAUAACAGGUGUAAAGCAAGGCUUGUUUCUAAAGGAUACAAUCAGAAAGAAGGACAAGACUAUAUCGAGACCUUCAUCCCGGUUAUCAAAGCAACGAUGAUCCACAUUGUACUCGAUUUUUCCGUCUCCCAAUCGUGGCCUCUUCUCCAACUUGAUGUCAACAAUGCAUUCCUCCAAGGCACAUUGACAUAUGAAGUGUACAUGGAGGAACCGCCAGGAUUUGUUGAUGCUGAUCACCCCUCAUACGUUUGUCGACUCAACAAAGCUGUGUAUGGUCUGAAACAAGCACCGAGAUCCUGGUACAAUGAGCUGAGCACCUUUCUUCUCAGCCUCGGAAUUAUCAAUUCACUAGUUGAUCCCUCGCUGUUUAUGCUCAGAAGUGUGCCCCCCAAAGAACUGGGAGGCAAAGUCGUGGUCUGGAGAGGGCAAACGACUGUCAGGGACACUCCACUCGACUGGGUUCGCCUCACUCGAUCGAGCUUGCGGUUCCUCUUCUUCCUCUUCUUCCUCUUCUUCACCGAAGCGGUUAUAGGGAGUCCAGAGAGUCUGAGAGAAGUCUUGGUAGGGUGUUGGAUCGUACUCGAAUCCGGCGUCAUCAUAUAG